AUGAAUAUUGAUGAACUACCCACUAAGGUACAAGAUGAAUCAACUGUAAUUGAGCAAUUGGAGAAAUUCAUACAAACUAAUACUCUAGAUGAAAAAGAAAAGAAAAAGGCAUUAGAAUUUUUUAGAAAAGAGAAACUAUUGUUUACAAAAGACAUACAAGAAUUGAAAACUCAUAAUGUAAAUGGAACUUCUACAGAGGAUAAGCAAAAUAAAGACUCUUGCUCUAUAACUAAAGAUAAAUUGGCAUUAGAAAACAAACACAAAUGA
Messenger RNA from Cetraspora pellucida, 267 nucleotides. The record is from the annotation of a GenBank genome assembly. Lineage: Eukaryota; Fungi; Glomeromycota; Glomeromycetes; Diversisporales; Gigasporaceae.